Notolabrus celidotus (New Zealand spotty) is the source of this 1025-nucleotide messenger RNA. RefSeq names its product chromosome 1 C1orf50 homolog (gene c1h1orf50). Bases 133 to 702 code for a protein of 189 amino acids. NCBI's taxonomy places the organism in Eukaryota, Metazoa, Chordata, Actinopteri, Labriformes, Labridae. The transcript is spliced from 5 exons. The record is from RefSeq and is a predicted model, not a curated record.
UGUAGGACCCCGAGAUUCCUCCUGUAUGUUUGGUCAAAUAUUAGUUGGUUACAAAACCAGCCGGUUAGGAGGGAGUAUAUUCUUCAAACUCCACCGACAGAGUGUCCAGAGUGUGAAACUGUAUCAGAAAACAUGGACAGGACGGUCAGCCUCCCCAACCAGCCCGACAGGACCACCACAGUGACUCUGGUGGAGAGCAGCAGCACCCCCAGCGGCCUGGAGCUGGUCAGCUCCUACCAGACCCACAGAGUAGGAGACCCCAUGGACCUGGUGUCCCUGGCAGCACACGUUCAGAAGGGGGAUGAAUUUAUUAAAGCCAAUGCUUGCAACAAACUGACAGUGAUUGCUGAUCAGAUCAGAUACCUUCAGGAGCAGGCAAGAAAGGUUUUGGAAGAUGCCAAAAGAGACGCAGACCUUAACCACGCUGCCUGUAACAUCGUGAAGAAGCCAGGCAACAUGUAUUACCUCUACGAACGACCAUCUGGACAGAAGUACUUCUCUAUCAUCUCUCCGAAGGAAUGGGGUUCCAGCUGUCCUCAUCAGUUCGUUGGUGCAUUCAAACUUCAACACGACAUGUCCUGGACUCCCAUAAACCAAGUGGAGAAGAGGGACGCAGAGAUCGCCAUCAUGGACAAACUCCUCAGCCAGCAGACGGCUUUACCUCCGUACACAGAACCCAACUUCAAAAAUAUCGCUGAUUAAAGGACUACUGGACUGGACUGAAUGAAGGACUCUACUUCUUCUUUAAGGACAUGUGGAUGCUCACUGUAGUCUUAACGUACAUCAAUAUGAACUGACAGACAUCCAUGAGUGCAUGGGAACUUCUGUUAUAUAAGCAUCUGUUCAGUGUGUUGGUGACUUGCAGCCUCUGCUCUCAGUGCCAUAAUGCAUCAGUCAAAGUGUUUGUUUGAUGUUAGAUGUACAUUGCAACCUUUGGGUGAUUGUCUUAAUUUAAAAACAUCAAAUGUUGCUCCUCUGAGAAGUCUGUAAGAAGACAUUUACCAAUAAAGUUUUUAAAUUUGGGA